Telopea speciosissima is the source of this 1397-nucleotide messenger RNA. RefSeq names its product ATP-dependent Clp protease ATP-binding subunit CLPT1, chloroplastic-like. The coding region runs from base 218 to 922 and encodes 234 amino acids. Lineage: Eukaryota; Viridiplantae; Streptophyta; Magnoliopsida; Proteales; Proteaceae. The transcript has 6 exons. The record is from RefSeq and is a predicted model, not a curated record.
GUCUCGACUAGCGAGCCGAAGGAAACCGAGACGAGACAAAGCCAUCGAAACACAGAGACUGCAAAACAACUGGAGCUAGCACUGCUCUUCCUCCUUCGCUCAAAAGAAAUUAUUUUUCUCGUAAGUCUGGAUCCAUCUAUAACGGGUUAUAGUUCUCGCUGGUUGAGUAGAGAAGCCAUUUUGUCUUCUUGCCUCAAUAACUAGGGUUCCUGAGGAAAUGGCUUCACGAACGCUCUCCGUAUUUCAUAGUUCGACAGCCUAUUUACAAUUGGAUUGUAGAAAAUCCAGUCAGUCUUCACUCUCUUUCCCUGGGAAUCUCAAAGUAGACGUGUUGGUGAAUUCUUUGCUUUCGAACCAGCUAUCGCUUCGUUCCUCGCGUUUGAAGCCUCUUCUUCGGAGACCUCGGGCGGCCGUUGCGACGGUUUCGUUUAGUCUUCCGACUGCGAAACCAGAGAGAGUUUCCUCUGAGAAGAUGCCCAAAUGGUCAUCGAGGGCGAUUAAGUCUUUUGCUAUGGGAGAAUUGGAAGCCAGGAAGCUUAAGUACCCCAACACUGGGACUGAAGCUCUUCUCAUGGGGAUCUUGGUUGAAGGAACCAGUAAAGUAGCAAAAUUUUUGUAUGUAUACGGAAUUACGCUUUUCAAGGUGCGAGAGGAAACUAUAAAGUUACUUGGAAAAUCUGACAUGUUCUUAUUCAGUCCUGAACACCCGCCACUAACUGAACCAGCACAAAGGGCCCUUGAUUGGGCUGUAGAUGAGAAACUGAAAUCAGGUGAAAGUGGGGAAAUUACCACAACCCAUUUGCUUCUUGGCAUAUGGUCUGAAGAAGAAUCAGCGGGUCACAAGAUAAUGGCUACUCUUGGUUUUGACGAUGAGAAAGCUAAAGAGCUCGCCAAGUCAGUAAGUUCCAAGCUUGGGAUGUAAUGGCACACGGAAAUGCAAACUCAAAUCUUCAUCCAAUUGAGCCCCAUCAAACCAAUAAGCCCCUCAGAUAUUUUAGUCGAACGUUUAAAAAUAUAUUUUUUUAAUCCCCUCUUUCCACACCUCUAUAUAUUAGAGAUUUCCAGUCUGGAUUCUUCUUGAAGUAAAUAACAUCUUGAAUCUCACCAUUUAUGUAAUUGCUGUUACUCCCAGAUGGAUGAGGAAGUCGUUUUGAGCAAUCAGUAGGGAUGUGAAAAGAUUCAAAACUAGCUCUUUGCCCAAAGCUUCUUUGCAAGACUUCUCAGAAAAGAUCAGCUGCUUUGUGGUAUUGUUUGUUAUGAUGGAAGUUGUUCUGCAUGACUUCAUACAAGUAUGUUUGAUUUUGUAAGGCACUAUCAGGUGCUAGUGUAACCAUCAUUGAAAAUUCUACAAUUCGUCAGAAGGAAUCUUGAUGGAAUUUGAUUUCAACUUCGUGACA